ACAGGAGGCCUUUCUGGGGAAGAUACAGUUCUGAGAGCGUUGGAGGGAUCCAUUGGCAGAUCUGUCCUCUAGACACUGCUACUGCCAUGUAUCAUGGUGAUUAAAAGCCCAGAUUAUAGCCAGGCUGCCUGGUUUCAAAUCUUCACUCCAUCAUGUGAUUGCUGUGUGCCCUUGGGCAAAUGGCUUAACUUCUCUGGGCCUGGUAAUUGCUGUAUGAGCAGUAUGUGAUGAUAAUGUCGAAUGACGACUAUAAUGCUAGAAAUCAUCCCUCUGAGACAUCCCUUAUAUAAGGCGAACAUAGAAAAGGGGUCAGGUCUGAGAUCUCAGAGAAAACACCCAUCACCACCAACAUCGAGAUGCCUGCCCUAAGUGACCUGGUUUGCAGGCCUGUUACAGGAAAGGCUCCAUCACAUGCAUGGGGGUAGGGGUCAAAAAGAAUUGUGCUGGCUUUCCCAUCUCUCUCUUUUUGCCCUUGUUUAUGCUUCAUCUCUCGUCUUCUAUGUCUGUCUCACUCACAUUCUUCCUCGUCUCCACCUCUUCUCCCCAUCCUCGGUGUCUAACCUCUUCCUCAGCCUUUUCAUCAAUGCGAGCAGCUUGCCAGUAUCUCCUCCCCCGCUCCUUGUUAGGGGGAACACGCAUGCGCCUUCAGCGCCCCUCCCUCUCCAUCCCCAUCCCCCUUCGGCGUCUGGGCCUCGUUCCCUUCUCUCUCUCUCUUUCUCUCUCCCUCUCCCUUUCUCUCUCUCCCUUCCUCUCACCCACCACUUCCCCCGAUACUGACACCCUGUUAUUCCAGUCCCCUCAGUCUCAGCUUUGGUCUCCAGCCCCAUCUGCCCAAGCUCACCUCUGCCUCCAGGAUUUGCCUGAGGGCCGCCCCCAACUCUGCACUUGCCCCCCGGGGCCCACUGAGGACCAUGACUAAGACAGAUCCAGCCCCAAUGGCCCCACCGCUCCGGGGGGAGGAAGAGGAGGAGGAAGAGGAGGAUGAGCCUGUUCCGGAGGCCCCCAGCCCCACCCAAGAGCGCCGGCAGAAGCCUGUUGUGCACCCCUCGGCACCUGCCCCCCUGCCCAAGGACUACGCCUUCACCUUCUUUGAUCCCAAUGACCCGGCGUGCCAGGAGAUUCUGUUUGACCCACAGACCACUGUCCCUGAGCUGUUCGCCAUUGUGCGCCAGUGGGUGCCCCAAGUCCAGCACAAAAUUGAUGUCAUCGGCAAUGAGAUUCUGCGUCGAGGCUGCCAUGUGAAUGAUCGUGAUGGGCUGACCGACAUGACAUUGCUCCAUUAUGCAUGCAAGGCUGGGGCCCACGGAGUCGGGGACCCCGCAGCGGCAGUGCGCCUGUCACAGCAGCUGCUGGCGCUGGGCGCUGAUGUGACCCUGCGCAGCCGCUGGACCAACAUGAACGCGCUGCACUACGCAGCCUAUUUUGAUGUGCCCGACCUUGUGCGUGUGCUGCUGAAGGGCACACGGCCUCGAGUGGUGAACUCUACAUGCAGUGACUUCAACCACGGCUCAGCCCUGCACAUUGCUGCCUCCAACCUGUGCCUGGGUGCAGCCAAAUGUUUGCUGGAGCACGGUGCCAACCCAGCGCUUCGGAACCGAAAGGGACAGGUGCCAGCGGAGGUGGUCCCAGAUCCCAUGGACAUGUCCUUGGACAAGGCGGAGGCGGCGCUGGUGGCCAAGGAGCUACGAACGCUGCUGGAGGAAGCUGUGCCACUCUCCUGUGCCCUCCCCAAGGUCACGCUACCCAACUAUGACAACGUCCCGGGCAAUCUCAUGCUCAGCGCACUGGGCCUGCGCCUGGGAGACCGUGUGCUGCUGGAUGGCCAGAAGACAGGCACACUGCGGUUCUGUGGGACCACGGAGUUCGCCAGUGGCCAAUGGGUGGGCGUGGAGCUGGAUGAACCUGAGGGCAAGAAUGAUGGCAGUGUUGGGGGUGUCCGGUAUUUCAUCUGCCCUCCCAAGCAGGGUCUCUUUGCAUCUGUGUCCAAGAUCUCUAAGGCAGUAGAUGCACCUCCUUCAUCUGUCACCUCCACACCUCGGACUCCCCGGAUGGAUUUUUCCCGUGUCACUGGCAAGGGCCGCAGGGAACACAAAGGCAAGAAGAAACCCCCGUCAUCCCCAUCUCUGGGUAGCCUGCAGCAGCGUGAGGGAGCCAAGGCUGAGGUUGGAGACCAAGUCCUUGUAGCAGGCCAGAAGCAAGGGGUUGUGCGCUUCUAUGGGAAGACAGACUUUGCCCCAGGUUACUGGUACGGCAUUGAGCUAGACCAGCCCACGGGCAAGCAUGAUGGCUCUGUCUUCGGUGUCCGGUACUUCACCUGCCCCUCAAGACAUGGAGUCUUUGCACCAGCAUCGCGAAUUCAGAGGAUUGGUGGAUCCACUGACCCCCCUGGGGACAAUGUUGGAGCCAAAAAAGUACAUCAAGUGACAAUGACGCAACCCAAACGCACCUUCACGACAGUCCGGACCCCGAAGGACAUCGCAUCAGAGAACUCAAUCUCCAGAUUGCUCUUCUGCUGCUGGUUUCCCUGGAUGCUGAGGGCGGAGAUGCAGUCUUAGAGGCCCUGGACACCCGUCAGAGACACAGCCCCCUCUAGCAACUCCUGACGCAAGAAGCCCCCAAGUCACCCUGAAAUAGAUAUCCCUAGUAACACAUCCAGAAUAGAGACCCCCAUUAGCCAGCCCUUAAUCACUGAGGCCCCAUUAUUAACAGAUUCCCCCAUGAGAACCCCCCAAAUACAGACCCCAUGUUCCCCAGAGAUUCCCAGAGUGUAGCACCUUCAGGUUAGUCCCUAUUCUCAACCCCUCAGAGCAGAGCCCCAUUAACAGAUUUCCCCAUCACCCUAAAUGAAGGUGACCUUCUCCACAUCAGUGGAUCAUAACCCUCCCUCAUUAAAAAAAAACCCCCUCCCAUCAGGUCACACCUCCAGAGCAACAGAGUUACAAACCUUUAUGUCACUAUCCCACAUUUAACGACAAUUUCCUCAAGAUGUUGUGAUCCCCCAUGGUCACCCAAAAAUCUUAAUACUGCAAUCAGAGACCCCCUCCAUUAACAAAGACCUCCUGUUGAGGGGUAACCUAAGAAGAGACUCACAUUAACCAGCCCACCGUCACCUCCAAUUUACGGACACCAAAACAGUCCUGGAAAUGCUAAUUACAGGACCCCCAAGUCUUCCUACCCUCUGCACCCUCAAGAAACCCCCAGUGCCUUGUAUGAAGCCCAUCCUACAUGGCCCACAGCCCAUGUGCUGGCCAGGUUCCCAGAAAAUUCUCUAUUUUUUAAGUAAUAACUUCCCCCUUUGGGGAACCCCAAAAUAUGGAGCCCCUUUCUGAGACUGGGUAAUCCCAAAUCCCAGGGUACAUGUCCCAAACUUCCCUGAGACCCCAAAUCCUAUAGCCCCUAGAAGACCCCAAAGCCCUAAUUCCCAGGGCCCCCAAGCCAUGGAAUUCUCAAUUCCCCAGGGAAUCCCAAAUUUAAAAUUCCAAUCCCAAGCCCCCAGGAAACCUGAGUGACAGAGGUCCUUGUUCCUGGGAUGGAGGAGACUGCAGUUAGGACAUGCAUCCCGGGCUCCUACAGCAUCUCCAGCCCUAGGAGACCCUAAACAGGAAGGCCCAUCCCUGGAAACCGGAGGACCUCAAUGCCCUGAGUCACGGAUCUUGAGACACCCAAAUUCCAAGAGCCCAGCCCCAAGGGAACCCCAAAUCCUAAAGCCUCUAUCUCUAAUACACAUAGGACCCCAAGGCCUUGAGGGGGAUCCCAAAUCCUGGAGGCCCCGUUUUAAUCUACGUUCUGGUCACAGGUCCAAAACACCAAAUCUGAGUCACUAGCCCCAAAGGACUUCACAUCACUCUGGCCAGACCAACGGCCUGAGGGAGACCUUGAAGGCCCCGGAAGUCCAGGGCAGACCUGGGGCCCGGACUACCAAGGACAGCUCACGACUGCCCCUUCACUGCAUGUCCCUGAACUCAGCAUGAUCCCUGCGCCCUUCAAUAAAGACGUUUCUAUGGCUUCUCUGUGUCGGGCCGGUGUUUGAGGAGUUAUGUCCCUGCCUCCAUACUCUUGCUGGGGGAGGAUGGGAGAGGAAGUCCUUUCCUCAGUCUCGCCUCCCGGCAGCAUGAGUAUCAGAUCGUCUAGCCUGCGGGAAAUCCAACAGUCUGGUCUCCUUCCUGCAGUUGCCACGGCUGCCCCUUCCCAUCUGGGCUCCCGCUC
Molecule: messenger RNA, 4206 nt
Organism: Pteropus alecto (black flying fox)
Lineage: Eukaryota; Metazoa; Chordata; Mammalia; Chiroptera; Pteropodidae
Gene: CLIP3
Product: CAP-Gly domain containing linker protein 3
Exons: 14
Coding region: 912-2555 (547 amino acids)
Biological process (GO): cytoplasmic microtubule organization
Cellular component (GO): microtubule plus-end; nucleus; cytoplasm
Molecular function (GO): microtubule plus-end binding
Source: RefSeq, a predicted model, not a curated record